Messenger RNA from Myzus persicae (green peach aphid), 837 nucleotides. RefSeq lists its product as uncharacterized. The coding region runs from base 71 to 499 and encodes 142 amino acids. Lineage: Eukaryota; Metazoa; Arthropoda; Insecta; Hemiptera; Aphididae. The transcript has 6 exons. The record is from RefSeq and is a predicted model, not a curated record.
UAUAGAUACUGAGUCUUAUUCAACGUUAAAACGUCAUAAAAAAUUAAAUUUAUUGUCAGUAUCUACAAACAUGGUUAAGCAUGUUAUUAUCUUAGCUAUAUUUAUUAUGUUUUCUAUGAUCGGAAAUAUAUUUGCAUUGACUCCGGAGAAAAACAUAAAUCCUUUGGCAAAUGACACUUUUGUGAUCGUAGUCAACAGAUUCUAUAGAGUCCAUUUUGAUAGACACAAUAUACUAGAUGCAAGGACCCAAUUCAUUGCGCAGCUCAAUGACCCUGCAGAAACUGAAGAUAAAUUAAAUAGCUUCCUUAACCAUUAUGUUACACGAAUUGAUUUUGGUAGAAGAAUGAGGGCUUUAAUAGACGAAACAAGGAAUAAUCUGCCACCAUGUAAGUUUGAAUUCUUUCUAAUAAUCUAUAAUAUUAUAACUACAUGUUUAAAAUGUAUAGACUGUAUAAUUCAUGAAUAUUUGUUACUGCAUAAUUUAUCUAUGUUCAUUUAAAAUGUAGCAUUUAUGAAAUAGCAAUAAACAUUAUAACUCGAACCUAACUCAAAUCUUUUCAGUUCCACUGCUUUUGUUUGUUAGCAAUUAUGCACCUAAUCAUAGUCGUGGUGGGUAAUUAUUAAACUUGUUACAUUACAAUAAAACAUAAAUAUAUAACACUAUACAAAAUUUUAUAAUUUAUAAUAUAUGCUCUAAAUCUAUGAUUCAUUGUUAUCAUUGUAUUCAACUAAAAAUAAAAAUAUUUAGUUAACUAUUAGUUAAACUGUAAUUUGUGUUAUUUUUUUUAAAGUUAUUUAUAGAACACCCGCUGACUUUUGUAAAGCAUACUCAGAACG